AUGAGUCAAAACAACCGGUCGGGCAAUAUGCAGUACAGUAAUGAUACCGAAGAGCCAUUGCUGGGCCAAGACCGUGCGAAGACGGGCGCAUCAUUGCUCGAAGAUACGGGUGAUUGCAACCACCUCCUGGAUUCGGGCGCGGGAAUGAUGGCCGUGGUUGUGGACAUACCCAACAGCAUCCUAGGCGCCAGGAUCAUCGGGCUGUGGUACGCACUGAUCAGGAACGCGGGUUUCGUAGGGACCAGGGUGCACUCCUGCAUCCUCGAACAAGGCAUUGCAAUUUGUUAUUUCUCUCAAGCGGAAGCUUACAUUUGCACCCUCAUCUGUACUUCGCUUGGUGGGCUGGGUCGGCGCCGGUGUACCAUCGCAGGCGAGCUGAUUCACGGCACUUCGCUUGGUGGGCUGGGUCGGCGCCGGUGUACCAUCGCAGGCGAGCUGAGUAACGGCACUUCGCUUGGUGGGCUGGGUCGGCGCCGGUGUACCAUCGCAGGCGAGCUGAGUAACGGCACUUCGCUUGGUGGGCUGGGUCGGCGCCGGUGUACCAUCGCAGGCGAGCUGAUUCACGGCACUUCGCUUGGUGGGCUGGGUCGGCGCCGGUGUACCAUCGCAGGCGAGCUGAUUCACGGCACUUCGCUUGGUGGGCUGGGUCGGCGCCGGUGUACCAUCGCAGGCGAGCUGAUUCACGGCACUUCGCCUCCUGUGUUCCGCAGCUCCAUGGUUGUUAUCAGACGGAGCGGUGGUCUGCAGUGGCAGUCAGGAAUCAGUGUAUGUACGGCCCACUUCUUCAAGCCAGAUGGUCGGGGACCGAGAAAAGAAAAGCUCACCGAGUCGGCGGCGCUGGCGCUCGCAAGAGCUAGGGAAGAUGGGGCGGCCGCCGCAUGUCCUGCAAGCGCUGAGACAACCAAGACGAAAGUAAACAAGGUCUUGCGGGCAGGCAUGUCGAUUUCGUUUGAGUUGGGUGAUAGUAGGUGGGCACGUCGCAAAACUGGAGAGGCUGGCUGA
Messenger RNA from Puccinia triticina, 1002 nucleotides. RefSeq lists its product as uncharacterized. The record is from RefSeq and is a predicted model, not a curated record. Bases 1 to 1002 code for a protein of 333 amino acids. The transcript is spliced from 2 exons. Lineage: Eukaryota; Fungi; Basidiomycota; Pucciniomycetes; Pucciniales; Pucciniaceae.